AUCGCUUAUCAUGUGUCAGCUGUUUCCAUUGAUCCUAAUGCAGAGACAAUCUCUCCUAUGAUGCUUGGAAAGGACAAAGAUGUUGAUAAUCUUGAACUUGACAGAGUGCCCAGUGGCCCUCGUGCUUUCAAGGCCAAAGGUCCCAAUCAAAAGCGUCUGUCAGGAAGACCUUCUCGUAAUGCAUCAGUCACUUCUUUGCCAACCCUUGAGUCAUCCGAGGUUGAGAAAGAUGAGGAGCACCAUUUGUUCAACAGUGGACUUGUUGGUCAGGUAACAGCAUGGCUUCGUGAGGAAAAGAAGAAACGUGAUGCUCGUAAGGCGCGCAAAUCUGCCGGUUCCCAAACUCAGGAAGAUGCCACUUCUCAUGAGAAUGUCGAAACAGCAUCACGAUCUCGUCGUCGCAGUUCUGCCGAAAGCGUUGAUCUCAGCAGACUGGAGCAGAUUUUGAAGGAAAGCAUCCACUUCGACAAGCCUCGUAGACCAUCCCUUCUGCAUCCGAGCAUCCGAAAGCGCCCAUCCAUUAAUCGCUUGCACAAGUCUUCGUCCAACGCAGGUCAAUCAUCUGAUACUGAGUACUUUGACGGCGACGCUCUUGUGCCGUCUGCCGAAGCUUGGCUUGAUAACACAAAGACUCUGGCCAGUGCUGGAGGUACUGCAGACCCAUCAGAGUCAACUGAAAGUCUCGGUCUCGGUUCUCGUCAAGCUUGGUCAUCAUUCAAGUAUGAGAUUGUUCGCCUUACCCACACGCUCCGCAUCAAGGGUUGGCGACGUGUACCCAUGGACAUGAGUAAUGAGUGUACCGUUGAGAGACUCAGUGGCGCUCUCACCAAUGCCGUUUACGUUGUGUCACCCCCAAGCGUCCUUCCACCACGUCCCACGAGCGCCGAUGGAAAACAGCCCUUGCAACGCCCUCCGCCUGCGAAACUCCUUCUCCGUAUCUAUGGUCCUCAAGUCGAGCACCUGAUUGAUCGCGAAUCGGAACUCCAGAUCCUGCGCCGUCUGGCUCGCAAACGUAUAGGACCUCGUUUGCUGGGAACAUUCAGCAACGGUCGCUUUGAGGAAUAUUUCCAUGCGAGAGCACUUGAUCCCAAAGACUUGCGCAAUCCUGACACGUCCAAGCAGAUCGCCAAGCGUAUGCGCGAACUUCACGAAGGUAUCGACUUGCUUGAGCGCGAGCGUGAUGAGGGCGCCUUUGUAUGGCAGAAUUGGGACAAAUGGUUCCAACGUGUUCAAGAUGUGACCAUGUGGCUUGAUAGCGAAGUGCUGAAGCAUCAGCAGAGCAAGAACACUUCAAAGGAAGGAUGGCAAGCUCGUGGCUUUGUUUGUGGAACCGAAUGGGCCGUCUUCAAGAAGACUGUGCAAAAGUACCGUGAAUGGCUCGAGGCGCAGUACACCGAAGCCGGCCAGUUGCGCUCUCGCUACGUGUUUGCGCACAACGAUGUAAGCACCUCACCACUCUUGCUUCCCGCGAACACACACAAACAACUCAUCGUCAUUGAUUUUGAGUACGCCAACGCAAACACUCCUGGUCUCGAGUUUGCCAACCACUUUACAGAAUGGUGCUACAAUUACCACGAUGAGAAGGUGCCUUGGCUCUGCAACACUUCUCUGUACCCCACUGCCGAAGAACAAGACCGCUUUGUUCGCGCCUAUGUUCGCCAUCGUCCUCAAUUUAAUGCACCAACUCCUUUGCUUGGACCUCAGGACGGCACUCCAGUGGAGAAGGACAAGGGCAGUGAGAAGCCAAAACGGCCAGCUGGACCUACGAGCAGCAUCUCAAACUUCAUGCUCGAUGCCCGCGGUCCUCCUGAGAGUGCAGCUACAACUGCAAAGCAAGAUGCUGAGUACCAAGCCAACGAAGACGCCCAAGUGCGCUCCCUCCUUCGCGAAACACACAUGUGGCGCCUUGCCAACACUGCCCAAUGGGUAGCUUGGGGUAUUGUGCAAGCCAAAGUACCUGGUUUGCCUGACGCCCCUUCCUCCACUAUCCCUCUCUCCGAGACCCCCGAUGAGAUUACACCUACCGAGGAACAGCCCUUCUCCGACCCUCUGGAUCAAGAAGCCAAAGACUUGCAAGACGACAUUAAAGACAAGCGACCCGAUCCCAACGAAGAAGACGACGAGCAAGCAGAAGAAGAAUUCGAUUAUCUGGCUUAUGCUAGAGACCGAGCCAUGUUCUUCUGGGGCGAUGCGUUGAGUCUUGGCAUCAUCAAGGAGGAGGAGUUGCCAGAGGAUGUCAGGCGUUCGGUCAAGAAGGUCGACAACUGA
This is a messenger RNA of Aureobasidium musti, 2268 nucleotides long. The record is from the annotation of a GenBank genome assembly. Lineage: Eukaryota; Fungi; Ascomycota; Dothideomycetes; Dothideales; Saccotheciaceae.